AUGUAUCGGCCAGUCAAACGCCACAUCACCUUCCUGCUCGCGACGACCCUGUGCAUCAUCCUCUUCAUCAUAGCGCAGUCCCGCCGGACAACCCAUAGCUAUCGAUCAAACAAGUCGUCCGUGAGCUAUCCGACGCCGGCAUACGACUGGAAGAACAGGAUCGAGGACUUUCCCGUCAAGAACUUCACUACCCUCCCUCUACCACCACGCCGACGAUUACCCCGAGUACAGCACCGUUUCGGCUGGUUUGCAGGAGCAGCCCAGAAGCACCGUCAAGACGUGGUCAAGGCAGCUUUCUACCGGUGCUGGCAGGCCUACCGCGAGCAUGCGUGGAUGGCAGAUGAACUUGCGCCUGUAUCAAACGGAAGUAAGGUGCACUUCGCGGGAUGGUCUGCGACACUGGUCGAUGCAUUGGACACCCUUUGGAUUAUGGGGUUGAAGGCGGAAUUCGAAGAGGCUGUCGAGGCGGUUAUGACGAUUGAUUUCUCUCUUACUGCCGUCCCGGGGUCGAUCAGCUUGUUCGAGACAACGAUACGAUAUCUCGGAGGACUCUUGGCUGCGUACGAUCUUAGUGGCGAUCCGAGAUUGCUAGUGAAGGCGGUUGAGCUGGGUCAUACGUUGUAUGGAGCGUUUGACACACCGAAUAGGAUGCCACUGACGAGCUGGGACGUGCGGAAGGCGGCCAGAGCCAAUGCAACUGCGCAAGCUGCCGGUGCUGGAGCGAUACUUGCAGAUAUCGGCUCGCUUACGCUGGAGUUCACGAGGUUGUCGCAGCUCACGGGUGACCCAAGGUGGUACGACGCUGUUGACAAAAUCAUGCAAGUCUUCGCCGCGCAGCAGAACAUGACGAGGCUUCCUGACUCCAUGUACGAGUACCUCCUCAAGACCGCCCUACUCCUCGGCGGCUCCGGGUUCUACGAAGACAUGUACACCAAAGCCGCAGCAACAAUUUCCUCCCACCUCCUCUUCCGCCCCAUGACACCGGAUAACGCCGACAUCCUCCUCCCAGGCAAAGCCAGCGUACCCCUCAUCGACAGCCUCAACCUCCCACCCAUCCACACGCCCGCAGCAGAGCACCUCGGCUGCUUCCUGGGCGGCCUCUUCGCGCUCGGCGGCCGCACCCUCACCAACCCCUCCCACAUCACCACCGGCCGUAAAAUCACCGCCGGCUGCGUUUGGGCGUACACUCACAGUCCCCUCGGUGUAGGGCCAGAAGACUGGACCAUGCUGCCCUGUCCCAACCUCACCACCGCCUGCACAUGGAACGAAAGCGCAUACCACUCCGCCAUCCUCGCCCGAGCACCGACGCAGUCAUUCGGCGACCAAUCCCACCUCGACCACUCCCUCCGCGCCAACAGCAUCAUAGCCGCCGACCGCUUACCCACGGGUUUCACCUCCAUCGCCAACCGCGUCUACAUCCUCCGCCCCGAAGCCAUCGAAAGCGUCUUCAUCCUCUACCGCAUCACCGGCGACCCUCAACUCCGCGAGGACGCGUGGGAGAUGUUCCUGCACAUACAAAAUGCGACGAUGACUGCGACGGCCCAUAGUGCGAUUGCUGAUGUCACGGAUGAGGUUUCUGGAGGGGAGAAGAAGGACGAGAUGGAGAGUUUUUGGCUGGCGGAGACGUUGAAGUAUUUUUACUUGAUUUUUGGGCAGCCGGGGUUGGUGAGUUUGGAUGAGUGGGUGUUUAAUACGGAGGCGCAUCCGCUGAGGAGGCCGAAGGGGAGGGGGUGGUGGUGGUAG
Baudoinia panamericana UAMH 10762 is the source of this 1743-nucleotide messenger RNA. Its product is annotated as glycoside hydrolase family 47 protein. The record is from RefSeq and is a predicted model, not a curated record. The transcript has 2 exons. Gene Ontology annotation, biological process: carbohydrate metabolic process; N-glycan processing. Bases 1 to 1743 code for a protein of 580 amino acids. Gene Ontology annotation, cellular component: Golgi membrane; endoplasmic reticulum. Lineage: Eukaryota; Fungi; Ascomycota; Dothideomycetes; Mycosphaerellales; Teratosphaeriaceae. Gene Ontology annotation, molecular function: calcium ion binding; mannosyl-oligosaccharide 1,2-alpha-mannosidase activity.